ACAGACCUCUCAGCGCACUUCCAAAACAUGGCGUACGCGCUUUUAGUGGCAUACAAGUCCCUUUGCCUGAAGGAAGUGCCCGUGGGCUGCAUCUACUACCACACCCCCACCCAGAAGGUGAUUGCCACAGGCUACAACGACACCAACGCGUCGCUCUGUGGAACGCGCCAUGCCGAAUUCAUUGCACUUGAAAAGAUCUUGGCCCAGAAACAGUUUAAGGAUAAUCGGGAGGUGGUGGAGUAUAUGCACGGCGUGGUGCUCUACGUGACAGUUGAGCCCUGCGUGAUGUGCGCGAGUGCCUUGAAACAAUUGGGGCUCAAGAAGAUCUAUUUUGGAUGUCUGAACGACCGGUUUGGUGGUAACGGCUCGGUUCUCAAUAUUAACAGGAGACAAACCCCUCAAGACGCUUCUACAUACGUUUCGUACCCCGGGAUCUUCCGGCUCGAGGCGGUACUCCUUCUCCGCCAGUUCUACAACCAGGUUAAUCCAAACGCUCCACAGCCAAAGAUUAAAAAGAGCUAUAACGUGUUUAAGUUGGAGUUUCCUCAGUUGAACUACAAGUUGUACACAUCCCGAGACGAGUUUGUGGAGACGUACGGCGAGGGCCGCGCACACAUGUACGAC
Molecule: messenger RNA, 624 nt
Organism: Babjeviella inositovora NRRL Y-12698
Lineage: Eukaryota; Fungi; Ascomycota; Pichiomycetes; Serinales
Product: tRNA(adenine34) deaminase
Exons: 1
Biological process (GO): tRNA wobble adenosine to inosine editing
Cellular component (GO): nucleus; cytoplasm
Molecular function (GO): tRNA-specific adenosine-34 deaminase activity; zinc ion binding
Source: RefSeq, a predicted model, not a curated record